Rhopilema esculentum is the source of this 6554-nucleotide messenger RNA. RefSeq names its product multidrug resistance-associated protein 1. Gene Ontology annotation, cellular component: membrane. Lineage: Eukaryota; Metazoa; Cnidaria; Scyphozoa; Rhizostomeae; Rhizostomatidae. The record is from RefSeq and is a predicted model, not a curated record. Gene Ontology annotation, biological process: transmembrane transport. Gene Ontology annotation, molecular function: ATP binding; ABC-type transporter activity; ATP hydrolysis activity.
CGGGCGACUAUUCAACAACUACAACAACACUUGUUGGGAAUGCUGUCAUGUCACAUUCAACCUGACUAUUUUUUUGGAGGUUUUUAGCACGCAAUGAGAUUUAUUUGAAAGCAAGAGAGCCAUGUUCUCAAGGAAAAAGCAGAUACAUUUGGCCCCAAAAGCACCACCACAAGUAAUAGUAGCUUUGGAAGAUCAUGACCCUUAUAAAAAGGGAAACGUGUAUGAUGGGCAUCCAUCUUUUACCACACCAAGUGUUGAUACACAGCUUGUGUUCAGGAGAGGAGACCAGUUUGAAGUGAUUAGUGAGCAAAUUGAUUGGUGGCUUUUCUGUAAAUCUUCAGACUCUGAAAAACAAGGUUAUGUUCCUUCCAUUUUGUUUGCACCAUUUUGCAUUGAGACCACAGAUGACAGACAAUUUGAAAGCAAUGAGGACAUUAAUCAUGAAAAUGUUCGGUUGUAUCCUUGUGAUGAGAGUGCUUAUAUUGAUCUCAAGUACUUUCCAAAUGCCCCAGAUCUUCUUGGAAAAAGGAAACAAGAGAAACCAUGUCCCAUAGAUAGUGCAAAUUUCUUGUCAAGAUUGACAUUUUGGUGGAUGACAGGGUUAAUCUGGACAGGUUACAAGAGGUCAUUAACAAGUGAAGAUGUUUGGGAUCUGAGCAAACAUAAUAAGGCACACAACUUGGUUUCAAAUUUUCAAGAGAAAUGGGAUGAAGAAGUUAGAAAGCUUCCAAGGGACGAGCACAUAUAUGAAAACUUCAACGAUUCACGGGAUUCUGGCAUUGAUAAUAAGCCAGAAGAGUCACAGAACAUUGGUCCAAAUAGCGAGGUUGGUUUUACAGACAUUAAGCUGAAUGAAAUGCACAAUGGCGAGAAAAAGGAGGAAAAUGGUGCUGAAGUAACUUCAUCUCUUGGCAAAAAGGAGCCGUUUGUUGAAAUUAAAGACGCUAAGGGAAAGAAAGUACAGAAAGAGAAAAAGCCUUCCAUGUGGUUGGUCCUAGCCAAAUGUUUUGGUUGGACGUUUUUCCUUGGCGCCAUAUUGAAGUUCUUUCACGAUGUACUUUUAUUCGUCAACCCAUAUUUAUUACGGUUGAUCAUACAGUACGUAGAGGGAAGAGGGCCUCAAGACGAGUGGCGUGGAUAUAUACUUGCACUUGGCCUAUUCUUGGUUGCUACUCUCCAGUCCAUGUUUUUGCAACAGUACUUCGAUAAAGCUGUGAUUACAGGGCUCAGAGUACGAUCGGCAUUCCUUGGAAUUGUAUAUCGAAAGAUGUUGCGUUUAAGCAAUAAAGGAAGAAGUGAUUUCACCACUGGAGAAAUGGUAAACCUAAUGUCAGUUGACGCUUCAAAGUUCCAAGAUAUUACAACGUAUCUGAACAUGGUUUGGUCUGCACCGUUCCAAAUAAUAACAACGCUGAUUUUUUUGUAUAAUUUGAUGGGUUGGUCGAUUUUUGCUGGUGUUGCAAUCAUGGCAUUGCUAUUACCACUAAACUAUUUUGUGUCAAAGAAAAUCAAAGCUACACAGACCAUGCUGAUGAAGCAAAAGGAUCAGCGAAUUAAGAUCAUGAACGAUGUCUUGAGUGGUAUCAAGGUUGUCAAAUUAUAUGCUUGGGAAGAGUCAUUUGAAGCAAAAAUUGCGAAGCUGAGGUCAUCUGAAAUGAAGUUACUUCGAACUUUUCGCCUGUGGAAAGCUACAACCUCUUUUGCAUUCACUUGCACACCUUUUUUGGUGUCUUUGGGUACGUUCGCGCUAUACGUCCUCACUGGUAACGAACUUAAUGCAGAAAAGGCAUUCGUUGCCAUUUCUCUCUUUAGCAUACUGCAGUUUCCAAUGACGGUCCUUCCAGAUAUAAUUUCCCGCAUUAUUCAGUGCCAAGUCUCAGUAGGCAGACUGACGAAUUAUCUCCAAGCUGGUGAUCUGGAUGUGAGCAGCGUUAAAAACACAGAUGAUAAUAAAGAUCCUAUUGCCGUGAAAGUUGAACAUGGUAGUUUCAGCUGGGGUGACGGAGGAUUCAUGCUGAAAAACAUAAACCUUGAAGUUGAGCGAGGGAGUUUGGUGGCAAUCGUUGGCCAAGUUGGGUGUGGAAAGUCUUCACUUUUGUCGUCCUUUCUUGGAGAAAUGGAGAAGAAACAUGGAACCGUUACUGUCAAUGGUAAGAUCGCAUACGUGCCACAGCAAGCAUGGAUCCAGAAUGCAACCUUGGAGAGCAACGUUCUCUUUGGCAAGUUAUUUAACCCGAAAAAAUACGAUGAGGUCAUAGAAGCGUGUGCUUUGAAAAGUGAUUUGGAGGUUCUUCCAGGUGGCGAUAUGACUGAAAUUGGAGAAAAGGGGAUCAACUUAAGUGGUGGACAGAAGCAGCGCGUCAGUAUCGCAAGAGCACUGUAUAACGGAGCGGAUGUCUAUCUGUUUGACGAUCCACUAAGCGCCGUGGAUUCACACGUAGCCAAACAUAUUUUUGAUAACGUCAUCGGGCCUUACGGGAUGCUCAGAAAAAAGGUGCGGAUUCUUGUCACCCACAGUAUCAGCUUUUUGCCACAAGUAGACAAAAUUGUUGUCAUGAAAAAUGGAUCGAUAUCUGAGAUCGGCACCUAUGAUGAAAUAGUUUCAAGCAGCGGUACCUAUGCUGAAUUUCUAAGGUCUUUUGCACUUGAUGAUGACGUCAUAGACGAAGAUCUCGAGGCUACAACAGUACAAGGGAAAGGGAGAAAACGAGUUGCAAGUAUUUCAAGUCAAGGAUCACACCAGUUUACUCAAAUGGAAAAAAUGCUGCACAUGAAAGAUCAUUUUGAAAAGCAACAAAAGGAGAAAGAAAAGGGAAAUAAGAUGAUUCAAGACGAAGCCACGCAAACUGGAAGGGUUCGCACCUCAGUUUUUGUAACAUACGCCAAAUCAGUAGGCCUGCUUGCCACUAUUCUCGUCCUGCUGUUUGCGCUUGGCUCGAAAUUCUUUCUCGUUGGUGCUAGGAUUUGGCUUGCAGGUUGGAGCUCGGACAGCAAAACCACGGACAAAGAACGAGACAGAUAUCUACUUGUGUAUGGCUUGCUAGGCUUGGGGCAUUGUGUGUGCCAGUAUUUGGGUGGGAUUACACUGACAAUCGGAUCUUGUGUUGCCGCUAAGAAACUACACAAUAGUCUUCUAAAGAACGUCUUGCGAUGCCCGAUGCGGUUUUUUGAGACAACGCCCAUGGGAAGGCUGACCAAUCGCUUCUCUAAAGAUAUCAACGUCAUUGAUGAGGAUAUCCCUUCGACCAUCGAUUCAUUUAUCGGCUGUCUUUUCACGAUUGUCAGCGUCAUCUUCACAAUUUCAUACUCAACGCCUCUCUUCGUCAUUGCAUUGGUGCCCCUGACAGUAAUAUAUAUCGCAACACAGAGGUUUUAUGUGGCAUCAUCGCGACAGUUGAAAAGAAUAGAAUCAGUUAAACGAUCUCCAAUCUACAAUCACUUCUUUGAAAGUAUCAAUGGUGUUAGCACGAUUCGAGCUCAGCAACAACAACAGCGAUUCAUCGAAGAAAGUGAAUUCAGAAUCGACGAUAACCAAGCGGCAUAUGCACCUAGCAUGUACUCAAACCGGUGGCUGGCAGUGAGGUUGGAGUUUGUUGGCAACACUUUGAUCCUGUUCUCUGCACUUUUUGCUGUCAUUGCCAAAGAAAACAUUACAGCUGGAAUUGCAGGCUUGUCCAUUUCGUAUUCCAUGCAGAUAACACAAACAUUGAACUGGUUUGUGCGCAUGAGCAGUAAGCUUGAAACGGAUAUUGUUGCUGUGGAGCGUGUGAAGGAAUACACUGAAAUUCCAACGGAGGCGGCAAGAAUCAAGCCUGAUAAUCGGCCACAAACCGCAUGGCCAGAAAAUGGUGCUAUCCAUGUGACAGAUUACUGCGUACGAUACAGAGAUGGUUUGGAUUAUGCAUUGAACCAUAUCAAAUUUGAUGUCAACCCGUCAGAAAAGGUUGGGCUGGUCGGUCGGACUGGAGCUGGGAAAUCGACUGUUGCCAUGGCACUAUUUAGAAUAAUCGAAGCUGCUGAAGGCCAUAUCAAGAUUGAUGACGUCAACAUAGCUGAUAUCGGUCUGCAUGACCUCCGGUCUCGGCUGACUAUCAUACCCCAGGAUCCAGUGCUAUUUUCUGGCUCUUUGCGAUUCAAUCUAGACCCAUUCGAUGAACAUGAAGAUGACGCUGUUUGGAAUGCUCUUGAGAUAUCGCAUCUUAAAGAAUUUGUGGCUAGCUUGAGCGGACAGCUUCAGGAAAAUGUUUCAGAAGGUGGAAGCAAUUUCAGCAUUGGUCAACGACAGCUGAUGUGUCUUGCACGUGCUUUGCUUCGCAAAACUAAAGUCCUCGUUCUGGAUGAAGCCACGGCUGCUGUUGACAUGGAAACAGACGAAUUCAUUCAGCAAACAAUCAGGGAAGAAUUCAAGAACUGUACGGUGUUUACCAUUGCGCAUCGUUUAAAUACAGUGAUGGAUUAUGAUAGAAUCAUGGUUCUAGACCGAGGGACAGUUGUUGAAUUUGAUUCACCCCAAAAGCUGUUACAAAAUCGAGGAAUAUUUUACGAAAUGGCGAAGGAUGCGAAUUUGCUAUGAUACUUGUGUUUUUUAGUUUUUAAAAAAUCAAAUUGUUAGUCAUUUAAAGGAUUUCGAAAAGUUGAUGUCUUCUUGUUAAAUCAUCACGACAGUUAACAGUUGAAUCCUUCAAUUGUGCUAUUUAGCAGUUUUAAACUGUUUAUGAGUAUCAUAUAAAUUAUGCGUCCUGGAACGUUUAAGUCUAGCACCUACUGCAGAAUUCCACCGGCGAUAUCUCAAAUUUAUUCGUUGUGCUAGAAAGUCGUGCUUUUUUGAGGCAAGGGAUCGCCAAAGAUUUUAUCUUGAAUGAAAGAUUGUCAGAUCAAGCCUUUUCUGGUAUUUUUACGUCGUUGAUGACCAAAGACAAGAAUUUAAUGCUGAGUUUAUUUCAAGUUUUUAACCCGCAAAAUAUAACUUUUCAGUCGAAACAAUUCUCAGUGCAGAAAACUAGACCAGGAGUAGGAACGCAGGCUGCGCAGGAACAUAUAAUAACAAUUGUGCAGUGUGCGGUAACCAAAUUUCUCCCCAAAGACAAUAAUCGCAGAUAUCGCCAAUGAAAAUCUGCUUAGCAUGCUCUGUUCCAAAUACACUUAACUAUAAUAGAAGUGAUUUUUCUCUACACAAGGACGGUUUUUCAAUUGCAAAAUUCGUUUUUAAUGUCGUAUAGUUUUGUUCGCUCAUCAGGCUCCUUAUAGCUCAUGCCCGUAUGUUUAAUUGCUUCGAUAUUUAUUCCUGAUUACUAGCAAAGUAGUUGAAUCUUCUUUCCUAAAUGACACCCUCUAGGGUUAUUGUAUCUUCUGAGAAUAUCCUAUGAAUGAGACAACGUGGAGUAACGUGGACUUUGUGGCCAUUUGCAGCAAACUUCUUCCUAUAUCCAGUAACCUCAUUUAUACAAAGUUCGACAAAAUUGAUCCUUAUUUCUUAGUAAGAUUUUAUCUUUGUGCCUGACCUCCCAGGAAUGUUCUUUUAAACGUCCGUAGGAUUCUCCGCUGUAAAUGAUUGUUCUAUUGUGAGAUUGGAGAAGAGGUAUUUCGAAAAGAUUGCCGUCAUGUCUCAAAGACUUUAGUUAUAGACAUGAUGCCCCAAACCUGUCCAUAAAAGCAAUGCUUGUCCGAAAUGCCUUUUUUAAUGCAGAUUCUUAGUAUAUACUGCUUAUGUGUUCAAACGUACAAUAUAGUGAUCGCAUAUUUAGCUAUGACAUUUUGCUAUAUAAAAAGAAAACGUUUUUUGUGUUUGCUAAGCAGAUGUUUUGCCAUGCGUUACUUUGGCACUGGGUAGUUGCCUCCAAGUGAUAUAAUUUAUCACCCUCGUAAAAGCUGACGGGAUUCCAAAGAAAGGCCCAGAAAAAGUGGCAUUUCCACAAUUGCAAUGAAAAAAGAUUUUUAAAAUAAAAUAGUUUAGUUACCAGAAUGACACCCCUCCUGGUUUUGAUUAAUUCCUGAGAAAGAUUUUUAAAAUAUCAUCUUAUUGCCUGGAAGAAGGUUUAUGCAUUCUAUUUGCAUCUUAUACCCAGAAGGCCAAUUGAUGUAUGGAUAACAUCUUUCGCGUUUAAUAGAGAGAAUUAUUGGUAGGUAGAAUUAUGUAUGCAUGGUUAAUUAUUGUGAAAAUAUGCUUCUUAUAUCAAAUAGUGUUAAGUUGCUUUGCUGAUGACAGUCACGUAGUUUAUUUUCAUUACGAUCUUUAUUUACGAUCUUAACAACUAGAAAUUGAACAGAACUGGGAGAAAAAGUCUCUCAAGACUCCUGCCAUUUAUACAUUAUUUACCAAAAACAAGAAUAUGUUUAUUUGCCGUAAAUUAUUGAACGGAUUAUUUGGACAUUGAAAUAGAUUGGUAACUUUCUUCUACACUGUCUUUGGAACUUUUUGCAUCUCAAUCUACAUGCAAAACUACACGAAUUUACACGUCGUAGUUUUUACUCUUUGCCCAUCUUUGUUUUUUGCCAAAGGCAUUUUCGAGUUUUUCUCUUGGCCAGAACGUCAAUGGCUUUGUGACUGCGUGUGA